CUCUACACUCCGCGCUCGAGCCGUUGCUAUACACCAGCGCGAAAACUGGCACUUUAGUAAAGACUUAGUCGUAGCGGCAGACAAGCAGCGAGUGGGUUGCUGGCGCGUCAACGUGUGAUCGCCGUUAACAGUUAACGUUAAAUAUAUAUAUAUUUAUGUAUAUAUAUAUUUAAUACAUAUAACAACACACAAUUUAUCACUACAAAUGAUAUAAAUUAACGAGCAGAAACAGCGCAAAAUUAUACGAGUUAAUCGAGUUACUAUACUGUUGUACUGCACAAGCGUGUGUUGCAGUGUGUCGGGUGUUUGUUUUCUACGUUCAACAAAAGUUUUCAACGUUUUCCCUCGAACGUAUUACGCAGAGUUCGCAGAGAACCCCCCCAACGUUACGGAGUAGCAGCAGCAUCAGCAACAAUAAACGUGAAACCGAGAAGACGAGUUUUAAAGUGCAUAUAUAAGUGACAUUUUUCUCACAAGGUUUUCUCAUCAUUGGCUACUGAUUCGUCGCUAGUCGAGCAUCACUUUUCGAGAAGCAAUACGUAAAAUCGCAAACAGUAUGCCGACUUCGUUGUUCAGCGACAUGGAACGUGCGAGUAGUGCAGGCACGGGUGGUGUAGUGGCACCCAGUGCCAACGGUGGUUCCUCCCUCGAGGAGCAGCGAGCUCUGCAGCUGGCCUUCGAGCUGUCGAUGCUGGGCCUAGAUGCCAACGGCGCCGGCGGUGCUGGCUCGAUGGUCGGCGCCAACGGUGCCGUCAGUGCCGGCGUCAACGGCCAAGCCGGCGUCGUGAACGGCUGCGGAGUCGGCGUGGGCGUCGAUCCCAACGACCCCCUGGGCCAGGGACAGUCCGCCGGGGGUGUCUUCGAGGACGCUGCGCGCACCAAGAAGAGUCAAAACAUGACGGAAUGUGUGCCGGUACCCAGCAGUGAGCACGUGGCCGAGAUCGUCGGCAGACAAGGAUGCAAAAUCAAGGCUCUGCGUGCCAAGACGAACACUUACAUCAAAACUCCAGUCCGCGGUGAAGAGCCAGUAUUCGUCGUAACCGGACGCAAGGAAGAUGUAUCUCGCGCCAAGCGCGAAAUCCUCUCAGCCGCCGAGCACUUUUCGCAAAUCCGAGCUUCGCGCAAGUCAUCCUUGGGUGCCCUUUUGGGUACACCUCCAGGCCCACCGGCCUCCGUGCCCGGUCACAUCACCAUUCAAGUACGCGUGCCGUACCGCGUAGUCGGCCUGGUGGUCGGUCCCAAGGGAGCCACCAUCAAGCGCAUCCAGCACCAGACGCACACGUACAUCGUGACGCCGAGUCGCGACAAGGAGCCGGUCUUCGAGGUCACGGGCCUGCCCGAAAGCGUAGCCGCGGCCAGAACCGAGAUCCAAGCCCACAUCACCCAGCGCACCGGCGUGCUGCCGAUCUGCAUGAACGAAGAGAAAGAUCUGCUCGAGGCCCUGUGCCGCGGCGGUCUCACGUCCAUACUCGGCUGUCUCGACGGUCAGCCCAACAACGGCAGCAAGGGUAGCAAUGGAUCCUCUGGCGCCUUCUCUUCCUCGGGAAGCUGCAGCAGCUCGUCGUCCAGCUCCGGCGCUCCAGGCCUCAACGACCUCGUCGCCAUCUGGGGUAACGGCCUCGAGCGGGACGAAGGUAUCGGCGAGUCGCCCAGCUUCGAAUCCCAGCCCGCCAACGCGUCGUCGAUCUGGUCCUUUCCUGGAGUAGCUCUGCCGUCAAGACCAUCGCCUCCAGCCUCAACGUCUCCCGUCUCGCCCACGGACUCGCUUCUAGGCACUGCCAACACGUCAGGAUGCAGCGUCAGCGCCGGCAGUCCCGGCAGCCCCGGAAGCCAAGGUGGCGCUCGGGAAUGCGUCGUUUGCGGCGACAAAGACGUCUCCACGGCCCUCGUGCCCUGCGGCCACAAGUCAUUCUGCAUCGAGUGCGGACAUCGCAUCUGCGUGAGCUCCGAGCCCCAGUGUCCAGUCUGCUCGAAGCCUGUACUUCAGGCGUUGCGCAUCAUCAUCUAAGACGAUGGCAGCGUAAGAUACAUUACCGACUGAUGAUUAUGACACAAUAACACAUUUACAUUUAACACACAACACGCUCAUUCGUACCUCAAAGGUAUGAACACACACGCUUCCUCAUUCACUUAGACAGAUACAUACGUGUACUCUCGAUUUAAACUAGUUUAAACGAAAACAAACAUAUACUAUAGAUGAAAGACAUGAAUGAGAAAAAUGAAGAUUCACACACGCGAUUUUUUAUACUUUGAUAAACGACGCUACAAUUGGGAGAGGAUCUUCUGGGAAGAACUUACUUUUUUGUGUACAACUACUAUAUAUUUACUAUAUAUAUGCAAUCUCUCUUGAAAGUAAGAGGUGAUGUAUCGAUGUGAUUAUUAUUAAUGAACAACGGACGCUAAUUCAAUGGAUCUCUACGUACAUAUAUGAGAACACAUGGGUAUAUAACAAAAAUGAAGAGCCCUCCCUAUGCCCCAACCCUCCGAGACUAAGACUCGUGUGUGAAAAUACGAAAUUUACAUCGUUAAGUUCGAAUUUUGAUUUCACAUUACUACGACUAAAUGAACAUUUCUUCGCUCAUCGAAAAGAAAUUCAAUCCUGGGACACGGUAUCAUUUCAUCGACGAAUUAUAAUUCAAGACCCUGAUGAUUUGACAUUUGACACGGACUACCAGCGAUUGAUCGUGAAUUGAUAACAGUGAAGUACGAGAGCGCACAACGUUUUGAAACUAAAAAAAUAUUCCACUGCUACUGCUGCCAAUAUAAUGUAACUCGUAGUAUGUAAAGACAAAAAAAUGUCGUUAACGAAAAACCGUAUAAAAGCGUGUGUCUCUUAUAGUAAAUAUCAUGCGAAUCAGUCAGAAUGUAUUUAACAAAAUCAUAUACAAUGGUGAAUAAUUGCAGAUUAGCUUAUUUAUUCGGUCGAGAGUGCGCGAACGACGCGAGAAAUUUGCACGUUUUAUUAUAGUACAUGUAUAUAUACACAUCUUAUAAGAUAUAGUUGUGUUUUAUCUUUAGUCCUUCACAAUUUUUACCCCGUGUGUAUUACUAAUAUUAUCAUAGAGCUCGCAACUUUCUUUUCAUUGUUUCAUUGUAGGGAAGGAGAGUAGACAUGAGUGAACAUUGAUAUGUGUAAAUGAAAUUAUGCAUAUAAUAUAACGAUAUAUAUGUAUAAUAGAUGUGAAUAUGAUACAAUUCGCGUGCCCUCACCGAACGUUAAAAAACUUAAUAUAUAUUUAAAAUAUUAUAUACGAAUACAACGAAUCAAUUUUUAAAGUAAUAUGAAAAAUAUGGUAAAAACUGAACAUUUUAUCUUUUACGGUAUUCAGUAGUUGAAGAUAAAUACAAGUCAGUAGCGAUUGAUCAAUACAAAACGCGAUUUAUGAAAACUUGGUAUUUUGUUAUAUUUAUAUUUUUUUGUUUGAUGAAUUAUUUUUCCUUGUUUUGUGUAUACAAAUGCGCGAGCGAUAU
This is a messenger RNA of Trichogramma pretiosum, 3471 nucleotides long. RefSeq names its product RNA-binding protein MEX3D. The transcript has 2 exons. Bases 557 to 2008 code for a protein of 483 amino acids. Gene Ontology annotation, molecular function: RNA binding. The record is from RefSeq and is a predicted model, not a curated record. Lineage: Eukaryota; Metazoa; Arthropoda; Insecta; Hymenoptera; Trichogrammatidae.